Molecule: messenger RNA, 4032 nt
Organism: Didymodactylos carnosus
Lineage: Eukaryota; Metazoa; Rotifera; Eurotatoria; Philodinida; Philodinidae
Source: the annotation of a GenBank genome assembly
AUGCAUAUUCCAGAACUAAGAUUAGGUGAUCAAAACGAAAAAGAACUAAUAACGGCGAAAACGGAAACCACAACGGAUAAAAAAAUAUCAGAAAAAAAAACUCAGCAUCCAGUUGCACAUUCGUUUUACGCUCAAAAGAGAGUAAAUCCCUUUGCAGUCAAUGAUGGCCAAUUACAACGUCAAGACAUGAACAACAGAUUAUCCAAGAAAAUGAAAGUUUCACCAACUCCUCCUGAAGUUAUUUGUUUGAGUGAUGAUGAUGAUGAUGAAAUUGUUACUGAUUCACCCGCGGUGAAAAGUUCAACAACCGUCAAAUUAUCAGACUUUAAUCAAUCAUCAUUGUUGAACGGAAAAGAUGAUCUAUCAAAUUGGCCAACGAUUCAGUCAAAAGAUAUCGUACAAAUACCCGAAUUACCGUCAAGCUGGAUGAACGUUAUACAAAAACCGAUGACAAUUAAAUGUACAACUGUAAGAUUUGGUAUAGUCGAAUUUCAAGUCGAAAAAGAAUCGGUUUUUUUAAAAGAAUCAGAAAUCGAAAUGAAAUUAAAAGGACUUUCAAAAGGACGUUCACUCGAAAAUUUAAAUAUUAAAUUAGCCUAUUCAGAUGUUGUACAGUUUAUUUAUUCGUAUCAGUCACGUCCACCUGUUGCAUUGAUACAAGUUCGAAAAGAAUUUGCCGAAUUAUUUGAACAAUAUAUACCAUCAGCCGAUGAGAAAGGUUUAGCAUUUGAUCCAACGUCAAAAGGUAAAAAAAUACUUUGUUUAAAUAUACACAAACAUCUAUUUUCUAUUCCAGAUGAAAGAAGACGUCGUAUUCUUCUGCAAUUAAAACCAGUGUCGCCUGAUGUUGAAAAGAAUAAUAUACCAGUUAUCUAUCAUUACUUAAAAUUACGAUCACCAAGAAUGGGUAUUGCUUACAUCGUCGGAUUGAGAAGUCAAGAACUUUAUAAUUUAUCUCGUUUUGGAACUCCAUCUUCCUCCUCUGGAACGCAAGCGCCAACUAUGAGUCCAUCAGAUUUAAUACAAAAAACAGUUUGUUUAAAUCAUGGACAAAUACGUUUCGAUUUAACGCGCGAUGAUUUAAUGUGUUUAAACGAAGCAGAAUUUUUAAAUGAUACAAUUAUUGAUUUUUAUUUACAAUAUAUCUACUAUGAAUUAUUAUCUGAUGACGAUCGAAAAAGAACGUAUUUGUUUAAUUCAUUUUUUUAUACACGUUUAACAAAAAAAGGCAAUGAUGACGAUUCUACUGUGCCAGCAUCUGUUCGACGUUACAAUCGUGUUAAACGUUGGUUACGUGAUGUUGAUAUAUUUGAAAAAGAUUUUUUGAUUAUUCCUAUCAAUCAACAUGCUCAUUGGUAUUUAGCAAUUAUUUGUUUUCAUAAUAGUGUUGAAACAGAUGCUGACUUAUUAACCAGUGAUGAUACUUCAUCAACAUCAUCAACACCACAAGAUACAACAUCAAAAUCAAACACGUCUAUUUCAAUUUCAAAUCAUACUGUUCAACAAACAUCUACACGACUGGAUUCUACAAAGAAGAAAAGUGGUGAAGACGUUUGUGAUCAUCUUCCACUAUCGUCAAAUGAACGUGUAGUUGCCGGAUGUAUUAGUAUCGAUGCCAGUGAUGAUGCUGAUGAAGCACAAGCUGAUGUUACAUUAUCUGAAGAUGAAAAUUUAAUGACAACAAAUAAUAAUAAUUGUACUGAUGAUUCUAAUUCCAUCAUAACAACAUCAAAAUCGGUAAAAUGUCCAUGUAUUAUCAUAUUUGAUUCAUUAAAAGUUGGAUCAAAAGCACGUGUUGUUGCAACAUUACGUGAAUUUCUUGUAUUGGAAUAUGAACAUAAAAAAUUACCAUUAUUAACGUCAUUAACACAAAAGAAACGUUAUAAUUGUGAAACAAUUAAAGGUAUAAUAUCACGUGUACCACAACAGCCAAAUUUUUAUGAUUGUGGUUUAUACGUUUUACAAUAUGCUGAAUGUUUUUUUAAAUAUCCAUUGAUAAAUUUUAAAUCAGCUGAUGUACCAACAGAUUGGUAUGAUAAAGAAAUUAUGAAUUCAAAACGAAAACAAAUUUUAAAUGUGAUCAAUCAACAUAUACUUACUGUUAAAGAAGAAAAUACGCCAAAUGGAACAUUAUCAACAACAAAAACAUCACAAAUAUCAAAUAAUUAUCGAAAUCAACGUGGUUCCAAUAUGGCUAAUAAUAAAAACGAUACAACAUUUGAAAUGCUUGUUACUUAUUUAGAAAAACGUUAUCCAACCUAUUCAAAAGAUGCUAUAACAUGUGCAUUAUUAAAGUAUCGUCAACAACAAUCAACUCUGACUGGUAUACCACUUGCACGUAUUGAACAAGAGGUGCUAGCUAUUGUAGCAAAAGAUAAUGAUGCGCCUAUCAUUUCUGAGAACAAACAGGAAGAAAAUCAUGCAAAAAGUGAACCAGAACAAUUGUUAUUACCAUCUCAAUAUUUUGGUGUUCACUAUGAAAAUAGUGAUGUCAACAACGUACAAGAACAAAAGCCAACAGUGGCUAGUAUACUAUGGGAAACAUUCAACCGCCAUCGGCGAAUUUGUCAUGGCUUCCGCCAUCGUCGUCAAAUUGCGAAUGAUCGAUUGGUAAAUCCGAAUUUUAAACCAGGAACUGGUUCAGCUUUCCAGGGACUGAAUAAUAAUAAAAAUGCAGUUGACCAGCAGGCACCACCAUCUGAUUACGUUGGCAAUAUCAAUUAUGAUAAUCAACAACAACAACAUUUUGGUAGUAAUCAGAGAUUAAUGAAUAAUCAACAGCAGUUUCCAAUGCACAAUAAUCAACAACCUUCUCUGAACAAUCCCCCACAAAAUUUCGCACCUGUUCAACAACAAAUGCCAAGAGAUGGUAAUCUUCAACAGUCUUCGCUACAACGAAUUAAUCAGCAACAACCUUACCAAAACUAUCCUCAGCAGCAACUGAUGAAUAAUCAAGGUCAGCAACAAUUUUCUGCUCAAUUUCCUAGUUCAGCGCAACAACGAUUAAGUAAUCAACAAGAAUUACCAAAUACUAACCAACAACAGGCUUUAAAAGCAAUAAACAAUCAGCAGCCAGUACCGGCCUAUAAUCCAAAUAUUCAAAAUUUCCCUCAAAAUCCUAUGAAUAAUCAGCAAUCGCAACAACUCAACCAAAACUAUCCAAGUGAUUUACCAAAAAAUUAUCAACAACAACCUCCACCUAUUUAUACUGAUCCACAAAAUUUUCCUAGACAACAACAACAACUUUCUCAAAGCGAACAAUUAAAUCCAGGCCUUCGAUCUUCGAACAACAACAACAAGGGAGGUAAUGUAUUUCCAAAAAGUAAUGGAAUCUAUCGAUCGGGUAGUGUACAGCCAUCACCAUUUGCUACAAGUGGAUGGUUUAGCAAUAAUAACAACGAAUGGUUUUCAAAGAAUGGAUACUACGUUGGCGAUAGUCAAAGUCCAAUGAGUUUAACUGACAAAGUAAAAAAUGUUGUUUCAACUGGUCAAUUAGUACUGUCGAAAAUAGCCAAAAUUUUUCUUAGCAAAGGAGAAAAAUCUUAUCCAAAAUAUGAGCCUGGGAAAGAAGGGAGAACGGUUUGUUCUAAUUCAGAAAAUUUUAAUGGUUUUACUUUUGGACAUUUUCCUUGUCCAUUACCGGACACCGAUCCAAAUGUUAUAUUUUGCUGUGGUCCAAAAAACCGUCAAUAUUGCUGUAAUGCACAGGAAUACAAUGCUGAACAACGAUACGGACAAUAUGGUUUUGAUGGACGUUUAACAAAAUCGGCUAAGAUAAACAAAUCAAAAACAGUUGUUUUGGCUACCGUGUUACCAAUACUAGGUGCAUUACUGAUUAUUGGAAUUGGAACCAUUGGUAUUAUGAAAUAUUUGAGAUGGAGACGUGUUAAAACAUAUCAAUACAACUCUUAUACAAGUUCUCCAUCGUCACGUAAAUCGGAUCAAAUUCGUUCAGUAAAUGAAAGAAAUUUAUUUGCCGAGUAUGAACGACAGCCAGAUGGCAGUUCAACAUUAAGAUCUAAUGGAAUCUGA